CAACAUGGGAGUUGAAAUGAAUAGUCCACGAGUAACAAAUUGCGGGCUAUGGGGUUGGAGACCAUCUUUUUUAAAGAUAUUCAACACACCUAAUAUGUACCUGGUCCUCUUCUCCAUAUCCUCUUUCGCAAUAGCCGUAACUCUGGGUAUGAACCAAGUGCUGAUACCAACCCUUCAGGAACUCUUCAACUUGAAUUCAAAGCAAAUUGGUUUGAUUCUCAUCGCAAAUGAUUUAUCUGGUCUUGUUGUGGCGUUCUUAUUCGGGCAUUUUGCCAGCAAAGGAAAGAUAAAGUGGUUACUUUUCGGGGUGAUAGUCAGCUUUAUAGCAAAUCUGUUGCAAAGUGGUACACAGCUCUUUGUCAAGCUUCCUGAACUGACAAGCAACGUGACUGAAUCUAGCGGAACAGAAGAAAAAGUGAUGUGCACACUUAAUGAUGGAGAUAAUGUAAACUCAGUGAUAGAGUCAACAUUUUAUGCUGUUCAGAAUAACAAAUUGUUCUGGAUCCUUUUCUUGGCCGGAAUAUUGCAGGGUAUAGGAACAUCUCAAGCAAUUUGUGGCAUAACGUAUCUAGACGAAGUUAUGACGAAGAAGAAGCUUGGUCCGUCUAUUGCUGUUGCUAGCAUUAUAGGUCUGCUGGGGUAUACAGCCUCAUAUCUGUUUGGAGCAUAUCUCCUGACACAGUAUGUCACCUUGGGUACACCCCCAGAUGGAGUGACACUAGGGAGCAGUCAUUGGGUGGGCGCAUGGUGGAUGGGGUACCUAGCACCUGGACUCUUGCUUGCUCUUUCUGGGAUACCCAUGAUACUGUUCCCUACGCAGAUGCCAGCAGCCAAGAUUGUUCUACGAGAGAAGAUAGAUAACGGGAAGGCAAGUCAACAAGAAAAGGACUUUGAACUGAACCGAUCAUUCAAGAAGCUUAUAAAGGACUUAUUACCCACUCUGAAACGUCUCAUGAAAAACAAGGCUCUGUUGUUUCUUCUUGUAGGUGAAGCUCUUAACAACAUAUACGUCUCUUCCAUGGCAUAUGAUACCAAAUUAUUGUCGCAACUGUUCAAGAUAUCAGUUACAGAGACGGGGACGCUUAUCGGGCUUCUGAAGAUAGUAGGAACUCUUUUAGGACUAGCCUUAGGUGGGGCUUUCAUGGGCAAAUUCGCUCCAUCGGGAAAAAGGUGUUUGCUGUUCGUAGUAGUGACACUGUUACUGGCAAUGCCUGCACCACCGAUGUCACUUCAUCACUGCGAAACUGACAAUGUUGCUGGUUUAUCAGUUUCCUACCCGACCGACCUUUCCCUGGAUUGGAACAAGGGAAGCAGGAACUUGACAGACAAGUGUAACGGUGAAUGUAAUUGCUCAAAAGAUUUCUACGAGCCCGUUUGUGAUCUGGAGAGUAACAUAACCUACUUCUCCCCCUGCCAUGCUGGCUGUUCUUCAUAUAACGAGGAAAAGAAUGUCUAUGAGAAUUGUGAGUGCAGUCAGGCAGAUUUAGUCCCUGGAGCAUGUCCAGCAGAAGAUUCUUGUUCGACGAGGAAGUGGAUAGUUUUUGUAAUUCAGCAAUUCUUCGGAACCCUCUUCUUCUUCAGUCACUACCCUGCCAUAAGUGUGGCUUACCUCAGAGUGGUUCCCGAAAUCGACAGGUCCGCAGCACAGGGAUUGAAACAGUUCUUUACACGAGCGUUUGGGUUCGUGUUAGGACCCAUUCUGUUUGGAGCUAUCAUUGACAACUACUGUGUAGUGUGGAGACUUGGAGGAAGCUGCUGGCUCUACGAUCUCCAUGAUUUGAUAGUGACGUUUACGAUGAGUCAGCUAGGAUUCCGUUUAGCAGGAACUAUCUGCAUCUUUAUUGCAUGGAGACAUUACCCAGAGUGACCUGGUUUACACGUACCACAGCUGACAAAUCAACUCUAAACUCUAAAAUUAUUUAAUCUCUAUAGUUUACACGUACUAGCAGGAACCCGUCUAACCCUAAAGUUGUGUCAAGACUCGAGAGACUAAAAUAAUUAUUACCUAUUUAAUUCGCGUUUUUGACACCACUUGGGAGUCCUUCUUUUUGCUUAUCGAUUAAAAGAAGCUGAGCUUUUAUAAUUCAAAUUGCAGCUUCUUGCUAAAAAAAACUAGGGUGCUGACUGCUGAUGCAAUGGUGCUUAUUCUCCUUUGAUAUAUUAUAAUUAUAUUCG
Bolinopsis microptera is the source of this 2175-nucleotide messenger RNA. Its product is annotated as solute carrier organic anion transporter family member 4A1-like. Gene Ontology annotation, cellular component: plasma membrane. Gene Ontology annotation, biological process: transmembrane transport; sodium-independent organic anion transport. The coding region runs from base 5 to 1867 and encodes 620 amino acids. The transcript has 12 exons. The record is from RefSeq and is a predicted model, not a curated record. Gene Ontology annotation, molecular function: protein binding. NCBI's taxonomy places the organism in Eukaryota, Metazoa, Ctenophora, Tentaculata, Lobata, Bolinopsidae.